Messenger RNA from Patiria miniata (bat star), 3078 nucleotides. RefSeq lists its product as uncharacterized. Bases 123 to 2861 code for a protein of 912 amino acids. Gene Ontology annotation, cellular component: membrane. NCBI's taxonomy places the organism in Eukaryota, Metazoa, Echinodermata, Asteroidea, Valvatida, Asterinidae. Gene Ontology annotation, molecular function: G protein-coupled receptor activity. Gene Ontology annotation, biological process: G protein-coupled receptor signaling pathway; cell surface receptor signaling pathway. The record is from RefSeq and is a predicted model, not a curated record. The transcript is spliced from 3 exons.
UGGUAAAAACGCGCCCUGUUGUUGGCGCACGGAGCACACUGCAUCGCAAGAACUGCAUACCAAAAUCGCAUCCAUCGCGGUGUGCACGGUGCGGCGCCUCCAGUCACAUUAUUCGUUCGACCAUGGGGGGGAGCAGGCUUAACAAGAGUUGUGCUGCGAUCAUUCUUCAAGUCUGCUAUGUGUGCUGUUUCUUGCAAGCUGCGGGCUCGACUGAUAUCGAAGAUCCUUGCGAAGGCCUACUUCACGAAAUCGAAAUGACUCACUGCGCACCGAAUUGUGGCAAUGAAUAUUUCGUCGAGGGCGGCCCGAGGAUGAACUGUCAAUGCGACACCAAUUGUGUCGUGUAUGGUGACUGCUGCAUUGACUACUCGGACCACUGCGCCAACGGCUCAGAUCCAUGGGCAAACCGCUAUGAUUUCUCGCCUCAUUUGGUUUGCGUUUCCCCUUACGACCCAGACAAUGCGAUCCGCUAUCUGGCCGUUGGACGGUGCCCAUUGGAUUGGCCAAUGGACGACAUCAGACAAAACUGCGAGAAUGAGACAUUGGCCCGCUCUCAGAGAUUCCUCACUCUUCUAGUAAAUGGGCCAGAUGAAAUUGUCUUCAAGAACGUCUAUUGCGCUAUCUGUCACCACGUCACUGAUCCGGUACCCUGGCGUCUCAGACUGUGGGACUGUGAACCUGCGGAAGGUGGGACCGACUCCGUCCUCUAUGGCAAGCCCAAGUUUGAUGCCUGCGAGGGCAUUGAGGCAACUCCCCCGACAUCCAUGCUAACUAACCCACAUCGCUGUUUUCAAAAUUUCAUCGACAGCUGCCCGGAAACCACCAAUGUCACAGAAUCCCAGAUCGCACUUUGUGGCAACUAUACGUCCCUUCGAUUCCAUUUCGACUUCACUCAUGAUGUGAUCACAGCCUACAAGAAUGUCUACUGUGCAUAUUGCAGUGGCGCGUCUUUCCGGAUAAUAACUUCUGAUGAUGCCCUCUGGUGCCGGUUAGACGGAAAAGGGUUUACAUUUAAUCCCUUAAUUUCAUUCCAGCUUCUUUUUGAUUUCACUUCGCAUUCGGUCAAUACCGUUGAACAGCUGGGGGAUUUUGGCGACGGGGACCCAGAGGUGGUAGGCAAAUGUAGUCUCCUGCAGCAAUACGAUCCGUUUAUUGGCGUGUGCAGAAACCUGACUUGCCCAGUCGGUCGAGUGUUACAGAUGGGUCAGUGUGUUGAAUCUUACGAUCAGAUCAUCACCCAAGAGCCAUCAGGCGACUGUUGGCAGCAACUGUUAUCCUCACUCAUUGGUCUUGAGAAUAUUUCGAGUCACAUCUUAAAGGGUAACGUGUACGGCCAAGCCAGUGUCUAUGUAGAUUUGUCCGUAGCAGCACGAAUCCAAGGCGCCUUAGACCAGUUCUUCUCCAGAAACCUGACCUUCCCCUGCAAUGCAACAACAUCUCUGCUUCUAGUUGCAUCGCGACCUGCCAUGAAUGCAUCCAGGAGGUUUGUCUGUGAGGGGUUCACCCAACACAAUGUGGACGUGAACGAGAUUGCAUACGCUGGUGGUGUUUUCCAUGUCAACAUUAGCGGCCUUAUGUACGAGGAGACCGAAUUCGUGCACAUUACUAAGUAUGAGUUCACGAAUGAAACUCGGUCAAAGAACGGGGACUUGAUUUUAUGCGACCCGUUCAUUGGGACCGGCGGCUGCCCCGUUAUCGCUUUCGACCGAAGUGAAUUUCUUAUCUCGGGCGUUGGCGCAGAAGUCGUUUUUGUUCAUAAGGCUUCAGGGAACUCCUUCGACGCAGGUGAUGUCUGGCAGUUACCCGAUGGCACCCUGCGGAUGUGCAACUUUCUCCUCGGGACACACACCGUUACAUAUCCAGCCUGGCUCACAACCCUCUCGGACGUAAGUUUUGCCGGCAGUGUGUGCUCGAUUGUCGUGUUGGUCCUUACGUUCAUAACCUACAUGAGAUUCUCAGUUUUACGAAACGUACCCGGUAAAAUUGUUCUGAAUCUUAUCGUUGCCUUAAUCCUAGCCCAUGUGUCUCUGGUGGUUGAUACGACAUCAGCUCCCUGGUUGUGCGUGGCACGGGCGUUAGUGCUGCACUUUUCCUGGCUGGCUGUAUUCACUUGGAUGAGCAUUUUGGCAGGUAAUUUAGCUAUCCGCAUGCGGUCAAUGAGGCCUCCUUCCAUACAGGAGGGCAGUGGUGGGCACAAAGUCGCGAAGGUCUGUGUUUUGGCCUGGGGCUUGCCCGCCUUCUUUGUGGCUGUCUGUUUCUUCGUGUCGAAGUUGGGUAGAGAGCAAUCGUCUUUUGGACUCGAGUAUGGUGGCAGUCAGUGCUGGAUUGUUGACCCAGCCCAUGCGUUGUUGGUGUUCGGCGUCCCGUUGUCUUUUCUUCUUCUCGUCAACUGCUUGUUUCUUGUGGUCAUGAUCUACACAGUGAUUGCAAAUCGAAGAAGGAUGACUGCUGCAAGAAUGCCAACGAAUGGCAAAACCGAUAUUCUACUCUGCGCUAAGCUGGUGGUGGUGACUGGAGCGACUUGGUCCCUCUUCCUUGCAGCCAACUUGAUCGACGUCGCCAUCGUCUGGUACCUCUCCGUCGUCGUCAACUCCCUGCAGGGCGCCCUCAUUGGUCUGACGUUCCUCCUGAAGGACAACGUGAGGGCGCUGUGGCGGCAGCAAUUUUGGCUGAUGUUCUGUGGCUGCCAGGCCCACUGCCGCUGCCUUUUCGGUCGACUCACGAAGAUUGCUCGAGAACAGUCCGCCGCAGACAGCUCCUCUGCACGAGGCACAUCUCCCACAAAGGCAGGAAGCAGUGAAGAGGGGGAUUCGCCCUGCGAACGGCAAGAGAACCUCAACAGCAUCGACACAAAACUGUGAAUCCGAAGUCAUUUGCAGUCAUUUUUAACAGUGGCGUAACUGAUGAGGUCCUAUUUGCGGGGGGGGGGGGGACACUUGGGCGUUCACUAAGGGGACCCUGAAUGGGUGUUGAACAAUAACAACUUUUGAUUGUUUUUCUUGUAUCCUGAGCGGAGGUACCGUGGGGACACACUCGACACAGAGCUCAAGAGGGUGGGGUGGGGACAUGGGCAACUCC